Messenger RNA from Labrus mixtus (cuckoo wrasse), 1436 nucleotides. It is a transcript of the gene nudcd3, whose product is annotated as NudC domain containing 3. The record is from RefSeq and is a predicted model, not a curated record. NCBI's taxonomy places the organism in Eukaryota, Metazoa, Chordata, Actinopteri, Labriformes, Labridae. Gene Ontology annotation, biological process: protein folding. The transcript has 6 exons. Gene Ontology annotation, cellular component: cytoplasm. Bases 177 to 1256 code for a protein of 359 amino acids.
CAGUUUCAUUUGUUCUGGUAGGAGAAACUCAGACGUGAAGAAACCGUUUCCCAGCAAGUCACAACAACGAAUUAACUUGUUUUUUUGUUGUCUAAAAUAUUUGUAGUUGUGUUUAAAUUAUUGUUUGGGAGACUUUAAAGGUUUCUGAACACGGAGAGACUGAAAAGAAAGCCGCCAUGUCGUCGCCGUUGGAGAUGACAGAGAUGUACGACAACGCUCUUCUGGGGAUCCUGCAGCACGUCGGGAACAUCCAGGACUUCUUACAGAUCUAUUUCGGGUUCUUGUAUCGUAAGACGGACUUUUACCGUCUGCUGUCCGGACCCAACGACCAGAUGGGCUUCCCUCCUGGUGUGGCGGAGAAGAUGGUGUUAAAGACGUUUAAGCUGUUUGAGAAGGUGGCGGAGCAGGACAGAGAGAGGCAGCAGAGCGAGGUGCGGAGGAGACAGGAGAGACGAUGCGUUCCUCCUCCGGUCGUCCAGGAGCUGGAGGUCUCCACAGAGGAGACGGCGGGGCAGAGCACAGAGGCUGAGAGCGCUUCAUCAGAGCCUCAGAGUGUUUCAGUCCCGACCUCAGAAGACAAAGUAGACCCUCAGCCUGACAGCAGCGGUGGCGGCGGAGGUCCAGGAGAGUCAAAGCAGGGAGACCAGGCAGCUGCAUCGAGCACAAACUCAGCAGAGGGGGGUCAGGAUACGUUUCAGUCCAACCCUGACAGCUACAACGGAGCGGUGAGAGAAAACUACAGCUGGUCUCAGGACUACACCGACGUGGAGAUCCGAGUGUUUGUGCCAAAGAGCGUGGUUAAAGGACGACAGGUCAGCGUGAGUCUGCAGCCCGGCAGCAUGAGAGUGUGUGUGAGGGAGGGGGCUGAGGAGAGACCCCUGAUGGAGGGAGAGUUCACACACAAGAUCAACACUGAAAACUCUCUGUGGAGUCUGGAGCCUGGAAACUGUGUGGUGCUGUCGCUCAGUAAGACCUCGGAGGUUUGGUGGAACGCCGUGCUGAAAGGAGAGAAGGAGAUCGACAUAAACCAAAUAAACCGCGAGCGCUCCAUGGCGACAGUGGACGAGGAGGAGCACGCCGUCCUGGACCGACUCACCUUCGACUACAACCAGAAGCUGCAGGGCAAACCGCAGAGUCACGAAAUGAAGGUGCACGACAUGCUGAAGAAGGGCUGGGACGCUGAGGGCUCGCCGUUCAGAGGGCAGCAGUUCGACCCGUCCAUGUUCGACAUCCCGCCAAGCGCCGUGCAGUUCUGAGACUGAACAAAAUGAACUGAUUACUACUUUAUCUACCGGACGAGGGCGCGGUAAAGUCAACGUUUACCCGCUGGAGGUUUGUUGUGGAGGAUCUCAGAUGCUGACGAUGACGUCAUUAUAUCAAACGAUUAUUUGAUGUUCUGACUGAAUGAAAUCUGAUAAAGAAAACGUGUGCUUUGG